GCGAAGAAUAUGAAAUCAAGAUGACAAUGAUGAGCCCAGCGCUGUACAGUUACUUCUUUAUUCUUCUUGUGGCCGUUGCUGCCGAAAGCGGCUCUGGUUCUGGAGCAUCACUGGGCUAUGGUACCUGCGCAGAUGCUGAAAUGGAUAUCAGCUUUGAGUGUUUCAUUCAAAUGCCAGUAUUCCAACGCAACUUUUUAAUUUGCAACAUCACCAGGGCAGAAAUGAACCUGAAUGAAGUUAACAUCAGUUUUACUGCGUCUUGCAACAAACCCUGCAAAUGCAGCAUGGCGAGCCAACUCGUAUGCAACUGUACUCUACAGAGCACUGAUAUCAUUGACUCCCUAGAUGUUUGCUUGUUCAUGACAACGAUGAACGCAGAAUGCAAAGCAUGCCAGAAGGUGGAGGCAGUUACUAUCAUUAAACCUGAAGCACCAUUUGGUUUAAAUGUUACAUACCAAGAAAAGGCAAAUGAGUAUUUUGUUCAGUUCUCUACUCCACACUCAUCAGGAUCAUACCUUCAUAACAAAUUAAUACAUGAAUUAGACUACCGGCAGAAAAACAAACCCUGGUCUACCAAAGGGUCUGGUUAUACUACAUUAAAACUUCUGGGAAAGGACUUCCAGCCAGGAGCAAUGUACGAAAUGAGAGUCCGGUCAAAGCCCAAUGGAGAUUAUUUCAAAGGCUCAUGGAGUGAAUGGAGCUGUUCUACAUACUUUGAUACUCCAGCCAUCGUGUCGGAUGAAAUAAGUAAGUAUGACAUUAUCAAGAUAACAAUAUCCAUCGUGGCCUUUGUUAUGCUGUUCAUUCUAAUUUCUCUCAUCCCAAAAUUUUGGAAAAACAGGAUCAAACCCAUUGUGUGGCCCACACUCCCUAACCAUGAGAAAACUUUGGAUAAAUUAUUCCACAAACUGAGAAAGAAUUCUGAUGCAAGUUUCUUCAACCCAGAGAGCUUUGAAUAUGUUCACAUCCAUAAGGUGGAUAGCAUUCAGGCCAAACCAGAAAUGGACCGCCUUCAGCCAUUGUCACUUCCUUGGGAUCCAGAUGUUCUGGAGAAGGUUGGGAAUGGGCUGGAACAAAAGACCAACCUGAAUCAUAUCAAUCACGGCUGGUUGAAGCUGCCUCUGGCAUAUGAAGGAAUGUGGCCAGCUGAGAUGCUAAAUUUUCAUUUGGGCAGAAGUACCCAUACUUCUGAUGGUAACAGACUCAUCAGGGCCAAUCAGUACGAAGACAAUAGCACUGGUGGUCAGCGUGGCUGCAGUAAUGGCCAUGAUUCCACUUCAUCGAUGGACCUCACCAUCCUCUCUGGAUCAGAGGCAGAUCCUUGUCACCAAGCAUACACCAAUAGUGAGACUAGGGUGCCAAAUAAUGAAGAAGCCUAUGUCACAAUGGCCAGCUUUUUUGGAAACAAAGGAAAGUUGGGGAACUAGCAAUGUCAGCGCAUGGCAAGUUGUGGCCCUACAGGUAGCAUUUCAAGGCUUUCUACAGAACAAUGAGACAAUUAUAUGAGCCUUUUCAAUUUCACGUUCACUUAUUUUUGGCCCAUCUAAACUCUGAAAUUGCUGCUCUGCUUUUUAGGUGUGUGCAGAGUGGGUCUGCUCCACCCCAGAAUUCAUGGCGGAGCUCCACUGAGGCGAUUCUCCACUCCAAUUUUUGGGGAGUGUCCAUCUCUCAGCACCGUUGGAUAACCUGUCAGAAAACUGCUCCAUUUUAGGGUAACUGCUCUAUUAUCAUCAAUGGGAAUUAACAAAAAUGCAUACAAUCAUCAUUUUUAAAGAUAAAGAGAUGAAACUUGGCACCCUGGUAGCUCUUAAAUAGGGCUUUAGCCAUGCCAAGUUAGAAGCAAAUCCCUUCAUCCCUUGAUUUUUAGGAUUUUUUAAAAGAAAUGUCCCCCUCAAACCAUUCCCCCAUGCAUA
This is a messenger RNA of Elgaria multicarinata webbii, 1913 nucleotides long. It is a transcript of the gene IL7R, whose product is annotated as interleukin 7 receptor. Gene Ontology annotation, molecular function: cytokine receptor activity; protein binding. The transcript is spliced from 8 exons. NCBI's taxonomy places the organism in Eukaryota, Metazoa, Chordata, Lepidosauria, Squamata, Anguidae. The record is from RefSeq and is a predicted model, not a curated record. Gene Ontology annotation, cellular component: external side of plasma membrane; membrane. Bases 21 to 1427 code for a protein of 468 amino acids. Gene Ontology annotation, biological process: positive regulation of receptor signaling pathway via JAK-STAT; hemopoiesis; cytokine-mediated signaling pathway.